Molecule: messenger RNA, 384 nt
Organism: Paramuricea clavata
Lineage: Eukaryota; Metazoa; Cnidaria; Anthozoa; Malacalcyonacea; Plexauridae
Source: the annotation of a GenBank genome assembly
AUGAGCGGUUUCAAUCUCACGUUUUUCGAAGAAAACGAAGACGCGGAAGAAGAGUCCGGAUCAGAGUCAGCAGACGAAGGACCACCUGAAAAGAGUCAAAAGACAGCAAAAAAGGUAGAUGUACAGCAAUUCAGACAUCAGUGGUUAGAGGAUACAGAAUUUAAGGAUUGGUUGGUACGCCCGCGUCCUGGGGAAAAUGCUUGCUCCUGCAAAUUGUGCAACAAGUCAGUAUCGUGUCGGAAGACUGCUCUUCGACGACACACUCAAUCUGCACAACGUCAAAACGAAAUCACCACCUACAACGUCAAAACGAAAUCACCACCUAUAAAGAAACAACAGAGGCUCGAAUGUGCUCCUUCCUUGCACAGCAUAACCUGCCAUUGA